AUGUUAUUUACGCUUUGUAUAGUCAGUGCAAUUGCAUUUCUUGCGAUGCAUCGAGAAAUUCGUCGUGCAAUAUGUCAAGCCUUAGGACGACAUCUUUUGCAACGGGUAGCCAAGCGUAAAGCCGAUAUAUAUGAGAAAGUGGGCGUUGUGCCUAAAAUUGCACGUACCGUUGGAUUUUUCCAUCCUUACUGCAAUGCUGGAGGAGGUGGAGAACGUGUCCUAUGGACUGCUGUAAAGUCUGUCCAAACAGAUUUUCCUAACGUUAUUUCUCUUAUCUAUACUGGAGAUUUAGUUUCUUCCGAAGAGGCACUUCGUAGGGUAAAAACAACGUUCGAAAUUGAUUUGGAUUCUUCAAAAGUAAUCUUUGUACCUUUGAAGCUUCGAUUUUUAGUGUCCCCUGCCGUUUGGCCUCGUUUCACUUUGCUGGGCCAAUCUUUGGGUAGUAUGGUUUUGGGAUUAGAAGCAAUUUGUCGGUUUGCUCCUGAUAUCUUUAUUGAUACGAUGGGUUAUGCCUUUACUUUUGUGGUCGUCAAGGCAUUUCUUAAUAUUCCUGUUGGUGCCUACGUUCACUAUCCGACAAUUUCUAGCGAUAUGUUGAAGUCUCUGAAGGAGGUUUCCAUUGUUAGUAAAGUCAAAGGUGCUUAUUGGAGAUGGUUUGCUAAAAUUUACAGCCAAGCAGGUCGUCAUGCAGAUUUUGUGAUGACGAAUUCUUCCUGGACACAAAAUCAUAUUGCAUCCUUAUGGGGUAAGGACAUUAAUUUGUCUGUGGUGUUUCCACCUUGCAAUACUUCAGAACUUGAUAAAGUUGAUAUUCUUCGUCCACGGGAAUCAAGCUUACUUUAUCUUGCGCAAUAUCGCCCCGAGAAGAAUCAUAAAGACUUGCUUCACAGCUUUGCUUUUUAUAUACAACAACACCCAGAAUCUCCUGCUAAACUUUUGCUUGUUGGUAGUGCACGCAAUGAGACAGAUUUAAAGCUAGUGGAAUCUUUGAAAGGGCUCGCUCAAAAAUUGAAGGUAAUCGAAAGAGUCGAAUUUAUUGUAGAUGCCCCAUGGCCUAAAGUGGUAGAGUAUCUUGGAACCUGCUCGAUAGGAGUUAACUAUAUGUGGAACGAACACUUUGGUAUUGGUGUUGUUGAGUACAUGGCAGCUGGCCUGAUACCUGUUGUUAACAACUCAGGUGGACCGAAGUUCGACAUUGUCAUUCCUUGGAUAGGAAAACCUACAGGAUUUCAUGCGUCUACUGUUGCCGAAUAUGCAGAAGCUUUCCAAAAAGCUUUAACCCUCAGUACUCAAGAACAACAAGAAAUGCGAGUUAAUGCACGAUCUGCUUGUGCUCGGUUCGGUGAGCAUGUGUUUAUGCGUGAUUUCGGGGAUGUAUUUGCCAAACUUUUACGGGAAGUUUAUGCAAAGGAUUAA
Messenger RNA from Schizosaccharomyces osmophilus, 1416 nucleotides. RefSeq names its product GDP-Man:Man3GlcNAc2-PP-Dol alpha-1,2-mannosyltransferase Alg11 (gene alg11). Gene Ontology annotation, cellular component: endoplasmic reticulum membrane. The coding region runs from base 1 to 1416 and encodes 471 amino acids. The record is from RefSeq and is a predicted model, not a curated record. Lineage: Eukaryota; Fungi; Ascomycota; Schizosaccharomycetes; Schizosaccharomycetales; Schizosaccharomycetaceae. Gene Ontology annotation, biological process: protein N-linked glycosylation. The transcript has a single exon. Gene Ontology annotation, molecular function: GDP-Man:Man(3)GlcNAc(2)-PP-Dol alpha-1,2-mannosyltransferase activity.